AUGGCCUCGCCACCCCUCACACCGCUACGGCGAUCCUACUCACACAACAGCAACUCUUCGUCGAACCAUCGCCUGUCGACAGCAUCGCGCUUCUCCAAUGGCAGUCAGGACUUCGCUUCACAUCUGGACGCCCCGGCUGGAGCAUCUGGCAUGGGCAAUCUUGCCGACGAAUUGGACUUUGCCGACUCGGACGACGAAGACUGGGAAUACGAUGGCGAAGCUGAGCCGGGCCCCGUUCAAGAGGCUGGGAUAGACUAUGUACUGAGCGAACGAACACAAGACGACGAAGACCCGAGAGACAGCGGAAUUCACGUUGAACAAAAGACGAACACAGCGCUACCACAUCGCAACUUCUCUCGUCCAACUUCUCGUGAUGUCGAACCCGAGCCGUCAAAUAUCUUCACCCACGAGCUGGAGGACGUCCUGGCCCACAUCUCACGCCUCGCCAACCCGACACAGCAUCAAAACCCCGACACCAUCUCCCGGACCCUCGUCGCCUUGCAAAACCUGCCCCCUCAGCAAUCUCUCGAGGUACACACCCAACGCCUCACUACAUCCACCAACAGCCUUUCGUCACACAUCAUCCAGCAAACAAAGCACUUCGCUUCCCUUUCUGCUUCUCUGUUCGCUCCUUUUGGCUUUGGUACACCUCUGGACUUUCAGAUCAUCGACGACGAAGUGGUCCCUGCCAUUAGUCAAGUCAUCCAAGACUUACCGGCUCCGGAUUCGCGCGCUUUGCACACUCUUUCACGUCUCGAUCGCGAAACCACCGAUCUAAUACAAACACUCGCUGCCCUGUCCGAUUCCUUGCAGAUGGGCCGCCAGACUACUGCCAGUGCUGCGCGUCAUUUGAGAAAUACCCAGCUCAUGGUCUCCGAGAUGCGUCGGGAAAGCGAUCUAGCAGAUCAGGCACAAUGGCUUAUCGAAAAGGAAGAUUGGGACCAUCGUCUUGCUGAAAGACAUUGCGCUGCUGAAUGCCGCGACGUCGUUGGCGGCUUUGAGCAAGUGUUCGAGGGAUUGAGACGAGGUUUGGAAGAGAAGAUUGCAGCUUGA
Molecule: messenger RNA, 1053 nt
Organism: Aureobasidium vineae
Lineage: Eukaryota; Fungi; Ascomycota; Dothideomycetes; Dothideales; Saccotheciaceae
Source: the annotation of a GenBank genome assembly